AUGGGCAUGCAGCAUGGGCAGAUACCGAAUCAAGGAGGCUACAACCCGUACAUGGCCGCUGGGAUGGGGCAGGGGAUGAUGGGUCAGCCAGGGUUCCCGCAAGCUCCGUCCGGUGCCCCAUCUAUGGUCAGCGCCCAGUCUCAGCAGAUGCCGAUGGGGAGUAUGAGCGGAGGAGCCGACCUCAAGGCGUUUGACGCGGGAAAGAUGAAGGCUGGCAGGCUGGGGCAUUACGGCUACCUCGAGGGCAGAGAGCUCGCGGGUCCACCCCCAGGCUACCUCCCCGCGGGUGUCAAGCCUGAUCAACUUCCCCAGUCCUCUCAGGCCUCCGCACCUCCACAGAGUCUCGGCGCUGGCGCAUACCAGCAGUCCCACGCUGCUUCGCAGUAUGCCCCGACGCAGUACCAGCAGUCGCAAGCUCCGACGCAAUACCACCGAUCCCCGACUCGGCAGAAGCAGCAGCAAUCGCCGACCCGACGCUCGCAUGCCCAGCCGCACUCGCACUCGCCCAAUCCACCCCGGUCACCCGGGAGCGUCGCGGGCAGCCAGGCGCUGAGUCUCAGCCAAAGUGCGUGGGGGAAUCCGAACGACAUGCCUCGGGCGAGAUACGAUGGCGCGAGCAACGCAGGACGGAUGAUCCAGGCCGAUAUGGACACGCCGUACCCUCGCCUCAAGUCCGGCGGGAUGUCGUCCGGUGCGACCCGAUACGACGGCCGUCAGGAGCCCAUCAAUGGGAAUGGCUACCGUGACGCGUUUGGGUACAUGGAGGGAGGGCAGGCGUCCGCGAUUGAUGGGAGGUUGGGUAGGGGCCAUAGGAGGAUGCGGGAGGGUAGAGUCUGA
Molecule: messenger RNA, 837 nt
Organism: Dioszegia hungarica
Lineage: Eukaryota; Fungi; Basidiomycota; Tremellomycetes; Tremellales; Bulleribasidiaceae
Exons: 3
Coding region: 1-837 (278 amino acids)
Source: RefSeq, a predicted model, not a curated record